Messenger RNA from Girardinichthys multiradiatus, 2713 nucleotides. It is a transcript of the gene vstm4a, whose product is annotated as V-set and transmembrane domain containing 4a. The transcript is spliced from 8 exons. Bases 203 to 1264 code for a protein of 353 amino acids. The record is from RefSeq and is a predicted model, not a curated record. Lineage: Eukaryota; Metazoa; Chordata; Actinopteri; Cyprinodontiformes; Goodeidae.
UGGAGGGGAGAGCGAGGGAGAGAGUGGGAGUUUCUAAGUGGGAACAGAGCUUUUACUGUUUCAUAUUACAGAGAAAAGAGGAGAAGAGUUAAUGGUGGGUAAGGGCUCUGGUGGGUUGUUCAGCCAGCCUCUGUUUUGAAUGUAGUUGCUUGUGAAAGUACUGUGCAGUUGUCUGGGUUUAUGGAUUCGCUGACUGUGGAAAAUGUACUUCUCUGUAGUGGUCCUUGUCCUGACUAAGACUCUGGUCACAGAAGUAUGUCACACCCUGAACGUGACAGUAACCCCCGGGCCUUUGGUAUUAGUCGCAGAGAAAGAAAACCUGACUUUGUCCUGUCUGGUGUCUGAAAGAAAGUGGAGCAGCAGUGUUCUCAUUCUUCGCUGGAUCUUCUCUCCUUUGACCCAUCCAACUCUCAGACCUCUUGUUCCCACCACCUCCCCCACCGCACUCUCACCCUCCCAGUUUCUUAUUGUGAGGAUAGGUAUAAAGAAAAUACAGCAGUAUGGGAACUACAGCCGCUGCUUCACCCAGCUGAAGUUUCACUUGUUUGAUGAUGCGGCGGGAGAGGUGUACCGGUUGUUCAUUGCCAAUGUCACAGGGAUGGAUCAAGGCUUUUACAGCUGCAGAGUUCAGGAGAUCCGAAAAUACAGAAACACAUGGAGAUCCUCCUCCAAUGGCACCAGCACCACACAACUGGCAGUGCACUUUACUCCCGAGCAUGGCAGCAGUGAGGGGCUUUGGAUUCUAUUUGCAGAUGUGUAUUUGUGUGCUGUAUUGAUCUGCUCCCUGGGCCUGCUGUCCAUCUUCUUGUUCUCCCUCGUCUUAACGUGCCAGUACUUUCACAGGCGACACAGGCUCAAAGCCAGUUAUCUUUUCGUCAAAUGUCCAGAAAGCAGCUCUGGAGAGACAGUUACGAGCUCCAGCAGCUGCUCCAGUUCUCCUCCCAGAACACAAAGAAAAGAGACAAGAUACCAGGUUGAGAGAGGACCAACAGUGACACCACCAAAACUACCUGAAUCGCCACUGUUUCAGCCACCAGUCAGAGUGCCUGUUGCAGCAAAGAGACCUCAGAAGCCCAGAAGGUUGAAGACUCAGCCAAGGAGAUCUGCCACCUCUCGCGUAUCACAAGAAGACAGCCUGACGUAUGCAGAGCUGGAGUUGGUCCGACCGAGGCAGGAGCCACCAGCCUCCUCCAGCCCUGACGCCACACCCUCCAGCCCUGACACUGUGUAUGCUCAGAUCCUCUUCCAGGAAGAAAAGCUAUAGACCUGGCAGCUCAGUACCUCCUGGUGAGGGCAGAGGUCCAGUUCUCCACCCUAAGCUGAACUAAGCAGCAUCUAAAGGAACAUAUUUAUGAACUAUGAGUAUGAUAUUUAGCUCUUUUGAUGGAAGAUGCGCCAUUUGUGGAUAAGUGAGGAGUCUGAAGAUUGCUCUGUGCAGGUGAAGUCCUGCACAACUUUUUUUGGAAGUCCUUUGCUUUUUGAGAGCAUUUCCGGCCUGUGAGCCUGUUGUUUAUAGCCCUGAUCAUACUGUUAACUAUUCUCCAUAAACCUACGAGACUGUGUAGAAAUAAACUUAUGUCCAGGAUUUUUUUACCGCCGCAUCAUGUCACUUUAACAAUAAGCUUUUUAGGCAAAUUUAUUAUUACUGUAUUAAAACUCUAUAUUGAUAAAUAUGCUGUGGUAUGAAAUCCUUAAUUUAUAUAAGUACAGACAAUAAUAGAAAUAGCAUUAGGUAAACAAAACUCCAACAUCACCUUCCUAUGCUUCUGAUAAUGUAACUGAAUUAUUUUGGUCAAGCCAAGAACUUCUGCUGGAUGAUAGUCUCUGGUGCCUGGUCCUGUUUCCUGAAGGUGUUGUUAUAGGGUUGAUUACAGGUGCAACCAGGGCUUGACAUAAACUUUUUUGCUCACCAGCCAAUGUGGCUAUUGGUUUUCCAAAGUUACUAGCCAGCAUUUUCACCAGCCACAAUUUUGUUGUUGGGAAUUUAUGUUUAAUAUGAUUAAAGCUGACUAUAGCAUGCUAAAGUUUACUUGAACUAAAUUUACAUGCUUUGUUUUAGGGCUGCAUGAUUUAAAGAAAACAUUGAUAUGCCAUAAAACUGGUGAAUGUUCCAAAAAAAUAAAAUAAAAAUUGUUAAUGUCUACUGGCUUUGGAUUCACAGCAAACAUGGACCCAGAUAAUACGUGGUCUACCUAAUGAGAAAAAACAUACAAUUUUUUAUCUCAAGAACAAAGUUUAUUUAAAAAGGUUGCUUCUGGUCAGAGUCUGCUGUUUUGGUUUUGUAACAGCUGAUGCCUUCCAGUUCUUUUUAUGAAGCAUUAAACAACUACUGUUUGCGAUUAUAUGUUGCAGGUUUGGAUAGCCUGCGCAGUGAUAUUCCAGUUAUGAAAAAUUUGCAAUACAUUGUCAGCCUAAUUUUUCUCACAUUUAGAUCUACCUAAUGCGAUUUAAGAUAUGCCAACAUACAUGGUAAGAUAAGAAACGGUGUGUAAGCAACUUAAAGAAUUAGAAAUUAUUGCAAUUGUUACUCUGCAAAGAUAAUUAUUGUUGGAUAUUUUUAUUUUGGCUGUGGGAAACAAGGAAACCUGCUAUAUGUUAUAUAUAAGGAUCUUCAUCAGUAUUUUCAUCUUAUCCAUGCCAAAGAAAAGGUAAAGAUCACUUUUUUUGGUCAUUUUAUGGAAAAUCUUUAAUAAAAUGUCAGAAACAAGUCUGA